AGAAGAAAAAUCUAUUUUUAAGAAAUAGAGAAGUUUUGGGGAAUGAAUGAAUGAAUGUUACCAAUUGCAAGAGCAGCAUCAACAACAACAAUGUUCAAUUUCUCCACACUAGUGCAAAAUCCUCAAUCCAACACACUCUUCUUCUCUCCCUUCCCAUUCUCCCCUUCUUCUCCCACGCCCCGCAAAUUUCACUCUCUCAAACUCCCCACAAACUCUAACCUCCACAAUUCCCUCUCCUCAUCCUUCCAAAACGACAACGACGAAGAACAUGUAAUCGGAGACUGUCUCGUCUUCGAGGAAGGCAUUUUCGAAGACCCCAUUUUUCCCACUUCCUCCGACAACCUCGUAGACAACAAAAAACCAAAACCCACUUCGAAGAAGAAAAAAAAGGUAACAAUUAAGUCGGAGAAUUUGGUCCCUGACAAGUGGAGAGAAGUGCAAGCAGAGUUAAACAUAACGAAGAAAGAGGGACGUAAGAUAGCUCAGGAGAUUGAGUUCAAUAGUAAGGUUUUGAAGAAGAAAAUAGGGUUGGUUCCUUUGAGGGACAUGAAUUUGGAGGACUAUAGAGCUUAUAAAGAAGCUAUGUUGGCUAAGUUGAAACCUAUGGUUCUUGAUAAGCCUCCAAGUUUUAGUUUUGCUGAGAAAGAGGAGGAGGAGGAGGAAGAGUUGGAAGAUGAAUUGAAUGAUGGGUUUAGGGAAGAACGUGUUGAGCCUAAGAAUCCUAGGUGGGCUGUUUAUGGGAGAGGUUUGGAGGAUGUCAAUGAGUUUUUGAAUAGUCCAAGUUAUGAACUUGCUGUUCAGAAAACUGAAGGUCGUCCUAAGUUGUUUACGAAGGAGGAGAAGGCUUUGUUGAGUAUGAAUAAGCCAGACUUGUCAGUUGCUACUUCAGAUAAAUGGCUUCCUCUGCACACUUUUGCUGCUAGCGCAGAAUCUUUCCUCUUAGAAACUUUGUUGAAGCAUGGGGUUGAUAUUAAUGCUAUGGAUAAGGAUGGUUUGACCGCUCUCAACAAAUCGAUAAUUGGAAGAAAGCAUGCCAUAACCAAUCAUCUCCUACGAAACUCGGCCAAUCCUUUUGUACAAGAUAAUGAUGGAGCCUCCUUAAUGCAUUAUGCUGUACAAACAGCUUCUGUCCCAACAAUUAAAGUGCUUUUGUUGUAUAAUGUGGAUAUAAAUCUUCAGGACAAUGAUGGCUGGACACCAUUACAUCUUGCAGUUCAAACUCAGAGAAAUGAUGUAGUAAAGCUUCUGCUGAUUAAAGGCGCUGAUAAGACAUUAAAAAACAAGGAUGGUUUAACUCCACUUGACCUUUGCCUCUACUCUGGUCAAAGUAUCAGAACAUAUGAGUUGAUCAAGUUGUUGAAACAGCCUCCAAGACGCUUUAGAAAUACUCGAAAGAAAGAAUACGUCUCUUAGAGACUUGGACUAACUAUUGAAGAGUAGACAUUGCCAUGUUUUGCAUCAUAGCCCUUCAGCAUAUGGAAAUUUUAGGACAAGUAUGUUAUUGUAUUGUAUUCAACAUUGUAUACAAAAUAUGACAGGAAAGUAGAAAUGUUUUCAUGAGAAGGAAAAUAUUUUCAUCAAGCUAAUCCAAUGAAACCACAUUGGCUUUGGUUUAGCAGAAAACAUGGCUAAAGCUAAUUAAAUACUCUAUCCAGAAUAAAACAUGAAGAGAAAUUAUUGUAUCUGAAAAGUUAGUGUAUCUGGUUAAAAAUUAA
Messenger RNA from Vicia villosa (hairy vetch), 1715 nucleotides. Its product is annotated as ankyrin repeat domain-containing protein, chloroplastic. The transcript is spliced from 7 exons. Gene Ontology annotation, biological process: protein targeting to chloroplast. Gene Ontology annotation, molecular function: protein binding; chloroplast targeting sequence receptor activity. Bases 55 to 1413 code for a protein of 452 amino acids. Gene Ontology annotation, cellular component: chloroplast outer membrane. Lineage: Eukaryota; Viridiplantae; Streptophyta; Magnoliopsida; Fabales; Fabaceae. The record is from RefSeq and is a predicted model, not a curated record.